GCUCCAUUUAAAAUGAUUGAGUUGAAGCUUCAAUUGCUGAGCUGCUGUUUUUGCUGUCUUUUAAUCAGUGGCUUAAUGACGAGCAGGGCAGACGCUUGGCAGCUGCCCCGAGCAAAGGAUGUGCAACACAGUCUGGAGAGCUGCCACGCGGAGCAAGCUGGUGAAGAUGCAGCCACAUUGAGAUGUCUAGUGGACCAACUGGGUCUGUGGACAGACGAGUUGGGCUACAAUGCAAGGAGGAUAACCAAAAUCUUUGCAGCAUACAAUCAAAUGGAGGAACUCAUCCUGGUCAUCGACUAUUGCAACAGUAAAGAGCGACGCGAGAAGGAGCCGGCACAGUGGGCCUACAACGCCUACAAAUGUGCCACAUCGGGCAGAUUUGGCGAAUGGGUCAACGAUUACUAUGUGAAGCAACUGCAGGCAGUUAAAUCAAAGCCUGAAAGCAGAUUUGAUGAAGAUUAA
Messenger RNA from Drosophila grimshawi, 462 nucleotides. RefSeq lists its product as uncharacterized. The coding region runs from base 13 to 462 and encodes 149 amino acids. The transcript has a single exon. NCBI's taxonomy places the organism in Eukaryota, Metazoa, Arthropoda, Insecta, Diptera, Drosophilidae. Gene Ontology annotation, molecular function: odorant binding. The record is from RefSeq and is a predicted model, not a curated record.